AUGGCUUCAUUCCCAGGCCGAGCGAUCAAGUUCGCUGCCUUCAACGUCACCUCCCAAGUAUUCCACAUCACAAAACACUCCUUCGCCAUAGUAAAUCUCAAACCUCUACUACCGGGACAUAUCUUGGUCUCGCCGAUUCGAGUUCUACCCACCCUCUCCGACUUGAGCAAAGAUGAGAUCUCGGACCUGUUCAUUACCGUAACGCGCGUGCAGAAGACAUUGAAGAGGCUAUAUAAGGCAGAUGCGUUCAACGUCGCAGUGCAGGAUGGCAAAGCUGCAGGACAGAGUGUUCCUCAUGUACAUGUGCAUGUGAUCCCCCGAACGGAAGGCGAUCCGGCUGGAGAUGACAAGAUACACGAAUGGCUGGAAGGGGAAGAGGGAAAUAUUGGCAAGCACCAGAAUGUUGCUGAAGAAGCUGUGAGAAAGGUUGGUGAGUGGCCCAAGGAUGAGGAGAGAAAGCCGCGUACGAAAGAAGAGAUGGAGAAGGAGGCGGCGUGGUUGAGAGAAGAGACUGCAAAGGAUGAGCGUGAAGAGGCCCUAAAGCUCUGA
Messenger RNA from Pseudocercospora fijiensis CIRAD86, 549 nucleotides. RefSeq lists its product as uncharacterized. The record is from RefSeq and is a predicted model, not a curated record. The coding region runs from base 1 to 549 and encodes 182 amino acids. Gene Ontology annotation, molecular function: catalytic activity. Lineage: Eukaryota; Fungi; Ascomycota; Dothideomycetes; Mycosphaerellales; Mycosphaerellaceae. The transcript is spliced from 2 exons.